UAGAAAGGGCGCCCCGAAUUUUUCACAGGCGCAUUUUGAAUAUUGAGUAACCGAGGGAUAUUCAGUUUGUUCGUGGCGUGAUCGAAAUGGAAGCGGGUCUACUUAUGGGUGCACAGACACUUACAUUUCCUGACUAUCCGGAUAUCGAGAAGGCUUAUGUAUCUCAUCUGUCGUCAUCUACUCAAUCAAAAGCUCCGGAAACGCUGAAAACGGGGUCUUUAGCUCAAGAAAUUCAGAAAGCUAGAGAGCAUAUCAAAACAUCUUUGGAUCGCGUUGCUGUAUCGCGACCUUUCGACGUUGGACGUCUUGAUGAACUUGAAAAACUUGUUACCAGUCUUGUUAGUCGCAUAUCAGAUCUGGAAUCGCGCAUAAGCACUAUGAAGUUGAGUAAUGAAUCUCAUGAUGUAGUUGGAGAAAAAUCAGAUUCAGAGCUUGAUCUUUUUGCUUCAGACAGCGAGGAGGAUAAAGAAGCUGAGCGUAUCAGGAGUGAGAGAGAAGCCGCAUACCUUGCAAAAAAAGCUCUAAAGCCUAUCGUGGUGGCAAAAUCAAGUAUCACCCUCGAUGUGAAACCAUGGGAUGAUGAAGUAGAUAUGGAAGAACUUACCUCUUUGGUGAAAGGUAUUCAAGUAGAUGGCCUUUUGUGGGGUGCAUCCAAAUUAGUGCCCAUCGCUUUUGGCAUCAAAAAGCUCCAAAUCUGCUGUGUAGUUGAAGAUGACAAGGUUGGAACUGACUUCCUUGAAGAAUCUAUAAAGGGGUUUUCGAAACAUGUCCAGUCUGUAGAUAUUGUAUCAUUCAACAAGUUGUAAUGAAAAACAGGAUUUGUAAUAUAUAAUGGACGGAAUCAGUGAUAAUUCAAUAUUGAUACUAUUGAGGAGAUCCAAAGAAUUCCUCGGAAAAUUUCAGAGGCUUUGAAAAAGCUAGGAAACAUUAUAUCCAUUCAGAGUUGAACAGAAGCUUCUCAGAAACAUCUAGAAGGGGAGGAAUCGCGUUCCACGUUUCUGAUUGAAUGGUUAUCUAUCCUGCUACUAUACUUAGUAUGAUUUCAGGACCUUUCGAGAAUCCAAGGCCAUCUGAAAUACUAUAAAUACCCUCGAUUUUCUGUACAUGAACAAACGUUGGAGUAAUACUUUAUUUUCAAACUUCUCACCCUUUCCUCUUAUGUUCAAGUUGUCAUGUAGAUCUAGCCUGAGGUUAUUAGAAGAGUUUGGGAAACCGACUCAAGUGUUGGAUUAAAAGACUGAUUAAAUACACGAUACCGCCAUAGAGUUUAUUGACAUUUUUUCAUUGAUAAAUAAAUAAUAAGCUUGGUUUAAAAUCUCAUCUUUGUAUGAUUAGCCGCUACUCAAUAGUUCUCAGUUAUUUUUUAGGAUAAUCAAUAUUUGAACUUCUGGCGACAGGAUUUAGGUUAUCUAUAAUGAAUCCCGUAAGAUUUACAUAUUCAUAUAAAACUGAUAAAACCAUUUGCUAUUCAUGAUAUUUUGAGAUAAAAAAAUUUCAUGGUGAAUGCAUCGACUAGAUAGAUAAAAAGUUUAAUGUUACCCUUUUGAAGCUAGUCGGAAGAAAACUCUGAAAUAGUCUUUUUUGACUGAAGGCAC
Messenger RNA from Schistosoma spindalis, 1595 nucleotides. Lineage: Eukaryota; Metazoa; Platyhelminthes; Trematoda; Strigeidida; Schistosomatidae. The record is from the annotation of a GenBank genome assembly.